AUGGACCGUAGAAGAAACUCCAGAAGAAUGCCGAAGGCUUUAGAAGAAGCGGCGAUUCAUGAGAACAAACAAAGCGAUAAGAAGAAGCGUGCAAAUCGUGUACAGUACUCCGCUACUGACCGGGGAACAAUGCCAUCGCACUGUGCUGUGUGCGGUCAUCCUUGGGGAGGCCUUACAAUAAUCGAUAGCUGCCUAGAGAUCUCAGCUGACAGCCGAGGACCUCCUAGAUCACGAUACAGUGAGACAAGGCCGCCACUGUUCCCAUCAGCUUCGAGUGCCCUUCUCAUCGAAAAGAGAACACUCGAGGAACUUGUAAUCAUUCGAGAACUGUAA
Messenger RNA from Nezara viridula (southern green stink bug), 333 nucleotides. The record is from the annotation of a GenBank genome assembly. NCBI's taxonomy places the organism in Eukaryota, Metazoa, Arthropoda, Insecta, Hemiptera, Pentatomidae.